Messenger RNA from Danio aesculapii, 364 nucleotides. RefSeq lists its product as uncharacterized. The record is from RefSeq and is a predicted model, not a curated record. Gene Ontology annotation, biological process: peptidyl-histidine dephosphorylation. NCBI's taxonomy places the organism in Eukaryota, Metazoa, Chordata, Actinopteri, Cypriniformes, Danionidae. Gene Ontology annotation, molecular function: protein histidine phosphatase activity. Gene Ontology annotation, cellular component: cytosol.
AUGGCAGACGCUUUGAGCAACGUUCCCGGCGUAGACAUCGACCCCCGAGGGUGUUUUUAAUACAUACAAGUGAACGUAAAAGUUAAAGGUGGAAAUGAUCAUAAAGUGAUAGUCAGAGGAACUAAAACUGCCGAGUAUCACAAUCACAUAUUUGAAAAGGUCAAUCCAGCUAUGGAGGCCUUGGGGCUGGAGUGUAACUGUCUUGGAGGUGGCAAGAUUGACCACAAUAACACAGAAAAGAAGCUUAGAGUGUUUGGGGAGUCUACGGCAUAUGGGAAGGCUGACCAUGCUGUCACAGUGGAAAAGCUAAAAUGUGUCUUCAAAGACUAUGAAAUCACUAUGGAAUAAAACACUUGAUUGAGAA